AUGAUGGCCGAGCACCGCCAUGUUGUGGUGGCAUACCGUGAUUUGGUGACAUUCCACGACCCAUACCCCCUCCACCUCUGUUCAUGUUGCCACCCCCCUGUGGACCAGUUGGAAUAUUUGGCUGUGGGACAUCAUCGUACAUUCCUUCCCAGGAGGUCGGUUCCGCCUGGGAGUAGUUCAAAGAUCCAAAAUGUGACGGCAGUGUUGCUCGUUGAGGCUUAUGGCCAGAAAAUCACUCAAAGCUUCAAUCCCUGUGAUGAGGCAACGAAAGUCGAUCAACUAUGCCCUGUUCCUGCGGGACGAUUUAUGGCCAAAGGAAGUCAAAAAAUUCCUUCCAAGUUCGCAGAGAAAAUCCCAUCCAUCGCGUUUGCAAUUCCCGACCUCCAGGCACACGCGACCAUGCUCUUAAAAUCGAAUGACGGAGGUCAGACUCUUGCUUGUAUCAGUUCAACUGUAGGCAAUGGCAAAUCAUUAGAGGCACCCGCGGUAUCAUACGCCGCGGCUGGAGUCGUAGGGGCUGCCUUGGUAUUGUCAGGCGCCGCAGCUUUGGUGGCAGGUGGGCAUCCCGGUGCUGCUACAUCAAGCCCGACAUUCGGUGAGGUUGUUGGGUGGUUUCAUUCGAUGGCAACCAACGGCAUGCUUAGCGUCAACUACCCGCCGAUCUACCGCAGCUUCACCAAAAACUUUGCGUUCAGCACCGGGCUGAUUCCUUGGAAACAAAUGCAGAUGUCGAUUGACGAUUUUAGAAAUAAGACCGGGGGCAAUCUGACAAACGACAAUGUCCAAUUCCUUGAAAAUGCUACGCUUAUAUUUGACGAAGGGUCUGGUACCUCGAGUAAUGUAAAACGUUCAUGGAAUUCCAUUUUCAAUUCUGCCGGUAUUGCGGUUCGGGAGAUAUCCACGUCGAUCAAUGAGACAUCCACAGCAGGUGGCACUGAGGACGAGGGCGGCAUUAAUCAUGUUGUCAAGGGAAUCCAGGCAUACGUCGAAAUGCUCUCGGUUCCGAAAUCUAAUACCUUUCAUGACAGUGCUGUUGAUAUUUGCUAUCGUCGUUGCGGCCAUUGCUGUUGGUAUAUUGCUCUUCAAGGUUAUUCUUGA
Histoplasma mississippiense is the source of this 1098-nucleotide messenger RNA. RefSeq lists its product as hypothetical. The transcript has 3 exons. Lineage: Eukaryota; Fungi; Ascomycota; Eurotiomycetes; Onygenales; Ajellomycetaceae. The record is from RefSeq and is a predicted model, not a curated record. Gene Ontology annotation, biological process: fungal-type cell wall biogenesis; transmembrane transport. The coding region runs from base 1 to 1098 and encodes 365 amino acids.